CGAUGUGAGCAAUAGACAAGACCCAAUCGAAAUCACCGAUCCUACCCCAUACUGCAUCAAUUCUGACUACUUUCGACUGGUACGAUCCCAAAGGAAAAUUUGAUUGGUCCAGGAAUGAAGGUGAGCAAAUUUAAGCAAGCUUUUUGAAAGGCCCCUAAAAGUCCACUUUCGCGCUCGCGCAAAAAAAAUUCCACGGGGGUUUGGGAAGGAGCCCCUAAUAGUCCUGUUCUCCUGGCCUUUGCUUCCCCAAAGGGGUCUUUCUUCCUUUACUCCUCUCUCCCCUUAACAGUAGCAUACGGAGGAAGAGCAAACCCUAAACCUUAUCUCGGACGAAUGGCGAACAGCAAUCUGCCUCGAAGAAUUAUCAAGGAAACGCAGCGGCUUCUUAGUGAACCAGUUCCUGGGAUCAGUGCGUCUCCUUCGGAAGACAACAUGCGCUACUUCAAUGUUAUGAUCCUUGGUCCGACACAGUCUCCCUAUGAAGGAGGUGUUUUUAAGCUUGAAUUGUUCUUGCCUGAAGAGUACCCAAUGGCUGCUCCCAAGGUGCGCUUUCUCACAAAAAUAUAUCAUCCAAAUAUUGACAAGCUUGGACGUAUAUGCCUUGAUAUUCUGAAAGAUAAAUGGAGUCCAGCACUUCAGAUCCGAACAGUUUUGUUGAGUAUUCAAGCACUUUUAAGUGCCCCCAAUCCAGAUGACCCACUCUCGGACAAUGUUGCAAAGCAUUGGAAGACAAACGAAGCCGAAGCUGUAGAGACAGCAAAGGAAUGGACUCGUCUUUAUGCUAGUGGGGCAUGAUUUACAUGGACAAGCUUCUUGUGUCUAAUUACAUGUCUAUUGUGGAAGAUCAGCGUGCCAUUGUUUGGUUCUGACAAGCAAAUGAAAGCUCAAUGCUUGAACUUUCCAAGAUCAUCCUGCUAAUAUAAUGUGAUGUAUACCAAUCCAGUAGUUGAAAGCACUUCUCAUGUACCAAUAGAGGUCGAGGUCUGAAGUCUUGCAUCUCUUUGGUUGCUGGUAUGCAUUUUGCACUUUAAACCUCAUUGCUGGCUAUUAAUGGAAUGCUGAGUCUUCUUAUUCUUUUCCAAA
This is a messenger RNA of Phoenix dactylifera (date palm), 1083 nucleotides long. Lineage: Eukaryota; Viridiplantae; Streptophyta; Magnoliopsida; Arecales; Arecaceae. The record is from RefSeq and is a predicted model, not a curated record.